Molecule: messenger RNA, 1170 nt
Organism: Musca vetustissima
Lineage: Eukaryota; Metazoa; Arthropoda; Insecta; Diptera; Muscidae
Exons: 8
Coding region: 1-1170 (389 amino acids)
Source: RefSeq, a predicted model, not a curated record
AUGGCCGCCGUGUACUCAUCGAAUGCUGCCUCAAAAGUGGAAAAUACUUCGUGGAAAGAUUUCCUAUUCGGUACAAAAUGGAAAUCAUCAUCAAGCCCUUCAUCGAGAGAUUCAAGAUUUUUACCAAUAUUUAACGUAAUACCCAUUGGGCCGUCGUUAUGUUUGGCACCGUCCGGCGAAGUUGGAAAUUGUUUGCCAAACAAAGAUUGCAUACUACGAGCUGGAAUUCCGGCUGGUCCCUGCGGUGGUGGUUAUGGACUUUGUUGUGUUUUUUUACAGACCUGUGGUGGCGUUAUUAGAGAAAAUUCUACAUAUUUCGUUAAUCCCAAUCAUCCGGAUACAUAUGAUGGCACGGGCAGCUGCCAGGUUACGGUACAAAAAAUGCAUCCAGAUAUAUGUCAAUUGAGAUUAGAUUUGGAUAUGUUUUCCAUAGCACCACCUGAGUCGGUAAAUCAUUUGUGUACUCAAGAUCAGUUGUUAAUCUCUGGCAGCAGUCCAGUUCCCACGAUUUGCGGCAUUUCAUCAGGUGAUCACAUGUACAUUGAUGCUGGUCUGGGACAAAGUAAUCCCAUUGUUAUUUCUGUCAUCACAAGUGGAACAUUCCCGCGCAUCUGGCGCAUACGAGUAACGCAAAUUCAUUGCGGUAGCAUAGCUCGUGCUGAACAAGGUUGUUUGCAAUAUUAUACUGGAAUUAGUGGUCGUGUAAGGAGUUUCAACUUUAACACUGUCUCCGGCAGACAAUUAUCAAAUCAGGAUUAUAGUAUUUGUAUACGAACUGAGAGAAAUUUUUGUGGCAUACAAUAUAAUGCAUGCCCAGAUUUGGAAAACAAUCGUUCCAGAUCAUUCACCUUAUCGGGAAAUUCAAAUAACCCGACGGGAACCAUGGUUGGUGGCGGUACUCAAGUAACACAAAAUGCUUGUAUCCAAGAUUGGCUACUAAUUGGCUGUAUGCGUUCCGCUGAUCGUAUUCCACCACAAAGUGCCUGUGAAGAUCGAGUUUGUGGCGGAACAUUUAGUGCCGAAGUUGGCAUGGUACAAAAAACCGUACAAUCAAGCGUUAGACCCUUCCGUCUUUACUUCCACACAGAUGGUAUCGAAGCGCCGACAGAUAUAGAUAAUCGUGGCUUUUGUCUAGAUUAUGUACAACAACCGUGUACAAAUGGGUUUUAA